Messenger RNA from Necator americanus (New World hookworm), 969 nucleotides. RefSeq lists its product as uncharacterized. The record is from RefSeq and is a predicted model, not a curated record. Gene Ontology annotation, biological process: tRNA N1-guanine methylation. Gene Ontology annotation, molecular function: methyltransferase activity; tRNA binding. The transcript is spliced from 7 exons. The coding region runs from base 1 to 969 and encodes 322 amino acids. Gene Ontology annotation, cellular component: nucleoplasm; nucleus. Lineage: Eukaryota; Metazoa; Nematoda; Chromadorea; Rhabditida; Ancylostomatidae.
AUGAUGUCGGGUGCAUCUCCAAGGACUGGAUCUGAAAUUGCUGCAGAUGAGGACGGACUGCAAUGUGGCUAUGGGUGCAAUCAAGAGAUUAAAGAUCAAUGUGAGUCAGUGGUAACGCAAGAAAAAAUGAACAUUUCGCCGCUUUCAAAAAAUGCGUUGAAGAAAUUGAAGAGCAGGGAAAGGUGGCUAGAGCAUCGAAAACGAAAACGAGUCGAAGAAAAGCAAAGGAAAAAGGAGAGGCGUAUUGCUCUGAAAGAAGCUGGGCAAGGGAAGCAGCUACGACGAUUUCGUGGAAAGACGAUGGAGCAAUCAGCCUGCAAGGUUCGCGUAGCAAUCGAUAUGUCGUUCGAUGACAUGAUGUCAGAGAAGGAUUGCCGGCGUACGGUACAACAACUGAAUUGGAGCUACUCAGCCAAUCGGCGGUCUCCUGAACCGCUCCAGUUCUAUAUCACUUCGUUUACUGGAAAAUGCAGAAAGAUCUACGAUAGGAUUGAAUCAAACCGAAAUCAAGAUAUCUUCCUGAAAACAGAACCCUUGGAUGAUUUGUUCGAAGCAGAGGAGGUUGUAUAUCUUACUGCCGAUUCUGAAAAUAUACUAUCCAAAGUUGAGGAUUCAAAGAUUUAUGUAAUUGGUGGUCUCGUUGAUCAUAACAGUCAUAAGGGUCUGUGCUUGGACUUGGCUGUCCGUAAAGGAUACGGGCAUGCCCGACUGCCUAUCGAUGAGUUUGUGGAGAUGAAGACUCGUAAGGUACUCACCAUUAAUCAUGUCUUCGAAAUACUUGUGCACUAUACAAACAAUAACGAUUGGGAAAAAGCGUUCUUCGCUGUCAUUCCUCUUCGAAAAGGCAUGGCGAAGAAAGAGAUGGAUCAAAAUGCCAUGGAAGAAAAGUCUGAACACGAGGAAAUGGAGAAGGAUCUCAAUGAACCGGAAGUGAAACGUUGUGAAACCGAUGAAAGUGUUACUGCAUGA